AUGAGGUUCACCCUCCCCACGCUCAUCCUCGGCCUCGCCCUCACGGCCUCGGCCUGCGCCAACGACACCCUCUCCCACUCCCACGACUCCAUUAGCGCAACCAGCAUCACGACCCACACCUCCACCCGCACCGUCAUGCGCGUCGUCACCGAGACGCAGACUGGCGUGCCGCCCACCUCUGCCGCCGCCGCCAGCUCUUCCGGGUACGCCGCCAGCACGGGCUUUCUGCCUGCCAGUGGGAACGCGACGGUGCCGGCCGGCACGGGCUUCAAGGCCACGGCGUCGCCCACCGCGUCGGCGAAGCCGUUUACGGGCGCGGGAAACGCGCUUAGGGGCGUCGGCGCGGGCGCGCUUGCCAUUGCCGGCGGCGUGGCGGUUUUCGUGCUAUGA
Messenger RNA from Coniosporium apollinis CBS 100218, 390 nucleotides. RefSeq lists its product as uncharacterized. The transcript has a single exon. Bases 1 to 390 code for a protein of 129 amino acids. Lineage: Eukaryota; Fungi; Ascomycota; Dothideomycetes. The record is from RefSeq and is a predicted model, not a curated record.